Ilex paraguariensis (yerba mate) is the source of this 1110-nucleotide messenger RNA. Lineage: Eukaryota; Viridiplantae; Streptophyta; Magnoliopsida; Aquifoliales; Aquifoliaceae. The record is from the annotation of a GenBank genome assembly.
AACAUUUUGCUCUUCACUCUUGGCAAACCAUUUUCGGUUUCUCUCUCUCUCUCACACACACACACACACACACAUCUCGAAGUACACAGGAAUGGCAAUUUCAAUGGCAUCCCUCACAUCUUCCUUCGCUUCUCUAACUUUCUCUUCGCAUAUAUCCCAAAGGCCCCAAGACCUCACUUUUAUCCGAUCGAAACCUCUUUCUAUAGCCCACACAAUCAUAACCCCUCCUCUCGUCGUAGUUGCCUCUACCGUUGCGGCACCGGUCGAUUUAGAGACUACGAAUCUUAAGAAGUACGUCAAGGCGAGACUUCCCGGCGGAUUCGCUGCUCAGACGAUCAUUGGCACCGGUCGAAGAAAAUGCGCCAUUGCUCGUGUCGUUCUACAGGAAGGUACCGGCAAAGUCAUCAUCAAUUAUCGUGACGCCAAGGAGUAUCUUCAAGGCAAUCCAUUGUGGCUUCAGUAUGUCAAAUUUCCAUUAUUGACCUUGGGAUAUGAAAGUAGCUAUGAUGUAUUUGUCAAGGCACAUGGUGGCGGUCUUUCAGGGCAGGCUCAAGCAAUUUCCCUUGGUAUUUCUCGUGCGUUGUUAAAGGUGAGUGAGGACCAUAGAACACCUCUGAGGAAGGAAGGCCUUCUGACCAGGGACGCGAGAGUAGUUGAGAGGAAGAAAGUUGGUCUCAAGAAAGCUCGGAAAGCCCCACAAUUCUCGAAGCGUUGAGGCCUGCGUUGUAGAUGCAAGAUUCAAGCAGCAGACAGAUUUAAGCAGCAAACAGGGUGGGGCGGGGCCGUGAUAUUUAUGUAAAUUUUGUAACUUGUCAUUUAUGCUUUUUUCCCCGAAACAAGUCAUUUAUAUUUCAAAACAAUUGGAAAUGAGCUGAUUCUUCGUAUCUCAGAACUUUGUAUGCAAACCCAGUUAUUCAUGCCACGACGUUAUGGAGUGCUUUUUUUAGGUCAGGAUAACUCCUUUAACAUAGGAGUUUCUGGGAAGUUUGAAUGUCAAUGAAACACUCAAAAAGUUUCCGAAUUUUGAUUUGAGCUUACUGUAUUAGCUGCUGUAGUUUGCUUUACCAAUCUAGAUCAUGCACAUCGUACGUUCAAGAGAAGUGAUCCUGC